Messenger RNA from Schistocerca cancellata (South American locust), 780 nucleotides. RefSeq lists its product as uncharacterized. The transcript has a single exon. The record is from RefSeq and is a predicted model, not a curated record. Lineage: Eukaryota; Metazoa; Arthropoda; Insecta; Orthoptera; Acrididae. Bases 1 to 780 code for a protein of 259 amino acids.
AUGAGUGCUGCCUUUGCAAGGAGUGCUGCCUUCGCAAAGAGUGCUGCCUUCGCAAGGAGUGCUGCCUUCGCAACGAGGGCUGCCUUUGUAGGGAGUGCUGUCUUCGCAAGGGGUUUUGCCUCCGCCAGGAGUUCUGCCUUUGCAAGGAGUGCUGCCUUCGCAAGGAGAAAUGCCUUCGCAAGGAGUGCUGCCUUCGCAAGGAGUGCUGCCUUUGCACAGAGUGCUGCCUUUGCAGGGAGUGCUGCCUUUGCACAGAGUGCUGCCUCCGCAAGGAGUGCUGCCUUUGCAUGGACUGUUGCCUUCGCAAGGAGUGCUGCCUUUGCAAGGAGUGCUGCCUUCGCAAGUAGUGCUGCCUUCGCUAGAAGUGCUGCCUUCGCUGGGAGUGCUGGCUUCGCAAGGAGUGCUGCCUACGCAGGGAGUGCUGCCUUCGCAAGGAGAGCUGCCUUCGCAAGGAGUGCUGCCAUCGCAAGGAGUGCUGCAUUCCAAGGAGUGCUGCCUUCGCUAGAAGUGCUGCCUUCGCACAGAGGGCUGCCUUCGCAAGGGGUAAUGCCUUCGCAAGUACUGCUGCCUUCGCAGGGAGUACUGCCUUUGCAACGAGUGCUGCCUUCCAGUGAGUGCUGCCUUUGCAAGGAGUGCUGCCUUUGCAAGAAAUGCUGCCUUCGCACGGAGUGCAGCGUUCGCAUGGCGUGCUCCUUUUGCUCAGAGUGCUGCCUUCGCAAGGAGUGCAGCCUUCGCAAGGAGUGCUGCCUUCGCAAGGAGUGCUGCCUUCGCAAGAAGUGA